AUGACUAUUCUCGUUGGACUACCAAAGCUUGACAUUCAAGUGGAAGCCAUGAAAAUUUCAUCUGAGAUCAAUGGAGGAUUUUUAGCCUAUCAGAAGGAAUCAAACGAGGGAUUUGAAGCCCCUGAUAUUAAUGCUUUUGGUCACUCAUUCAGGGACUACGAUGCUGAAAGCUUAAGGCAGAAAUCAGUGGAGGAAUUCUACCGACUGAACCAUAUUAACCAAACAUGCGACUUUGUUAAGAAGAUGAGGGAGAAAUACUCAAAAUUGGACAGAACAGAAAUGAGCAUUUGGGAAUGUUGUGAGCUCCUAAAUGAGGUUGUUGACGAUAGUGACCCUGAUUUGGAUGAGCCCCAAAUUCAGCACUUGCUUCAAACUGCUGAGGCCAUCAGAAAAGAUUACCCAAAUGAGGAUUGGCUCCAUUUGACAGCUCUCAUCCACGAUCUUGGGAAAGUGCUUCUCCUUCCUAGCUUUGGACAGCUGCCUCAAUGGGCUGUUGUUGGUGACACAUACCCUCUUGGAUGUGCAUUUGAUGAAUCCAUUGUUCAUCACAAGUUCUUCGAAGACAAUCUUGAUCGUCACGACUCAAAGUACAACACUAAGAACGGAAUUUACCAAGAAGGAUGUGGCCUAGAGGAUGUGUUCAUGUCGUGGGGGCACGAUGACUACAUGUAUUUGGUGGCUAAGGAAAACGGAACCACUUUGCCGUCUGCUGCAUUAUUCAUAGUUCGAUAUCACUCAUUCUAUCCAUUGCACAAGGCUGGAGCUUAUACGCACUUGAUGAACGAGGAAGAUAAAGAGAAUCUGAAAUGGCUUCACAUAUUCAACCAAUAUGACUUGUAUAGCAAGAGCAAGGUUCGAGUUGAUGUAGAGAAAGUCAAACCAUACUACCUUUCUCUCAUAGAGAAGGUGAAGUAA
This is a messenger RNA of Striga asiatica, 915 nucleotides long. The record is from the annotation of a GenBank genome assembly. Lineage: Eukaryota; Viridiplantae; Streptophyta; Magnoliopsida; Lamiales; Orobanchaceae.